Messenger RNA from Chelonia mydas (Green sea turtle), 6057 nucleotides. RefSeq names its product protocadherin gamma-C5. Gene Ontology annotation, molecular function: calcium ion binding. The transcript is spliced from 6 exons. NCBI's taxonomy places the organism in Eukaryota, Metazoa, Chordata, Testudines, Cheloniidae. Gene Ontology annotation, cellular component: plasma membrane. The record is from RefSeq and is a predicted model, not a curated record. The coding region runs from base 202 to 3411 and encodes 1069 amino acids. Gene Ontology annotation, biological process: homophilic cell-cell adhesion.
GAGUCAUAAGGCUAGAACGUAACAGAACCAGAAUGCAGGAGCAGAGAUACGGGUGCUUCGCCUGGUAUCGCUGAGAAAAACAAAAUUAUAAAGGCGUUGGAUUAACUGAAUCCGUAGAAAGGAAAUAUACAGGCUAAAGUAAAUCUUUCGGAAAUCAGAAUUCUGCAAUGAAUUUCCACUAGUGUCGUUAUUUCCCGAUCGAUGUCUGUGUGUUCUUUCCUAUUAAGAAUGGCGGAUAAGAAGAGGAGAACAACAAUCAAAAGGCAAGUCGCUUCUCUCAUUCUAUUUCUUUGCGUGUGGGCCCUCGGAUGCGAGACGGUUCGCUAUUCUGUGCCUGAGGAAAUGGAAAGCGGGUCCUUUGUGGCUAAUGUAGCAAAGGAUCUAGGGCUAGACCCGAAGAGACUGUCUGCUCGCAGGGCCCGUGUGGUUUCCGAAGGAAGCCGCCAGCAUUUCCAGCUAAACAGCAACACCGGGGACUUGUUUAUUAAAGAGAAAGUGGACAGAGAGGAAUUAUGCGGGGAAGCGGAGCCCUGCAUGGUGCAAUUUGAAAUAAUCCUGCAAAAUCCCUUACAAGCCUAUCCCGCUGAGAUAAGAGUUUAUGAUAUAAACGAUCAUUCUCCAGUAUUCUCAGACAAGGAAUUUAUUUUAAAAAUCCUGGAAACGUCUGACCCUGGGUCUCGAUUUCCCUUGGAAAAUGCCCAGGAUUUAGAUGUGGGAAACAACAGCCUCCGGAACUACAGCAUUAGCGAUAAUAAUGACUACUUCCAUAUUUAUACGCGGGUUCGGAGUGACGGCAGGAAAUUCGCAGAGCUGGUGCUAGAUAAACCACUGGACCGCGAGGAGCAGCCGGAGGUGAGUCUAGUGCUCACGGCCGUGGAUGGCGGCUCCCCCCCGAGGUCAGGCACAGCACAAAUCCGUGUCAUUGUCCUCGAUGCCAACGACAAUCCCCCUGUGUUCUCUCAGACCACUUACAAAGCUCGAGUUCUGGAAAACAGCCCCAAAGAUUAUCUGGUUGUCACUGUUUCUGCUACUGAUUUAGACGAGGGAAAUUAUGGGGAAGUAUCCUAUUUUUUUAGCCAGAAAUCCAAAGAAAACAGUAAAACCUUUCAUAUAAACCCAGUGACAGGGGAACUUCGACUCACAGGCCAAUUGGAUUUUGAAACGAUUGAAACAUAUGAGCUAGAUGUUCAGGCCACAGAUGGCGGGGGGCUGUUUUCCCACUCCAAAGUGCUUGUGGAGGUGCUGGAUGUGAAUGACAAUCCCCCGGAAGUUAAAGUAACGUCCCUCAUCAGCCCCAUACCUGAGGACUCCUCGCCUGUAACAGUGGUGGCGCUUUUCAGCGUCAGAGACCGGGACUCUGGGAACAACGGGAGAACAGUCUGCUCCAUAGAAGAUGAUCUUCCAUUUUCUUUGCAAACAACUUUCAAAAAUUCCUACUCUCUAGUGACUGAAUAUGUGCUUGACCGAGAGAAAGUAUCGGAGUAUAAUAUCACCAUCACAGCCAGGGAUUUGGGAACUCCCAGUCUCUCCACUGAGGAGAGAAUCGUCGUGAAAAUAUCCGACAUUAAUGACAAUUCCCCAGAGUUCAGUCAAACAUCAUACACUAUGUAUGUCCGAGAAAACAAUGGCCCAGCCGUCUUGAUAGGGAAGGUCAGCGCUUUUGAUUCGGACUCAGAGCAGAAUGCCAAAGUGACAUACUCUCUAUUGCCUGCUGAGGUAGGUGGCCUUCCGCUUCUCUCCUAUAUCUCCAUAAACUCGGAAAAUGGGAAUGUGUACGCUCUGAGAUCCAUGGAUUAUGAACAGAUAAAAGAGUUCCAGGUCACUGUGAGAGCUGCAGAUGGCGGGUCCCCUCCACUGAGCUCUGAAGUCAUUGUCCGAGUUGUGAUAACUGAUGAAAAUGACAACGCCCCCUUCAUUUUAUACCCUCUGCAGAACAGCAGCUCCCCCGCUAAUGACCUGGUUCCCAGAUCGGCGGGGGCGGGUUACCUGGUGACGAAGGUGGUGGCUGUGGAUAGGGAUUCCGGUCAGAAUUCUUGGCUUUCCUAUCACUUGUUGAAGGCCACUGACCCAGGUCUCUUCACUGUGGCUUCCCAAAAUGGUGAAAUAAGAACCACGAGGCUAAUAACAGACCGAGAUACGAUGAAGCAAAAACUCAUUGUGCUUGUUAGAGACAGCGGAGAAUUGCCCCUUUCUUCAUCUGCAACUCUGAACAUAGCUCUGGUGGAAGGCUUUUCGGACGCAUACAUGCAGUUUACAGAUGUAGCUGUGGAAGAGGAAGAGAAUGGCACAUUAACUCUGUACUUAAUAAUUUCCUUGUGUUUAGUAUCGUUUUGUUUUUUUAUUUCAGUGAUAAUAUUUAUAAUUAUCAAGCUUUAUAGAAGAAGGAAUUAUGGAGAAAAAUACAUGUCUGCUUCUGGCAAUUAUUGUGGUGAUAGCAACUUCCAGAAUAAUUUGGUAGAUGUAACGGGUAACGGAACUCUGUCUCACAGUUAUCGUUAUGAAGUCUGCUUAACAUCUGGAUCAGGAAACAGUGAAUUCAGAUUCCUCAGACCCAUUAUCUCCUCUCUUCCACCUCAGCAUGGCAAUGCUGGAACGGACUCUGGAAAAGAACAGGAUCUUCUUACUAACUUUGAUCUGACCAUGGACAUGAAAUCAGCGACCCAGCUACUUCGGAGAAGAAAGUAUGGAGGAACAUGCAUGUCUGCUUCUGGCAUUGUUGAUGGCGAUGGCAACUUCCAGAAUAAUUUGACGCGUAACGGAACUCUGUCUCAUAAUUAUCGUUAUGAAGUUUGUUUAACAUCUGGUUCGGGAACUAGCGAGUUCAAAUUCCUGAGACCUGUUAUCUCCUGUCUCCCAGCUCAGCACAGCAAUUCUGGAACGGAUUUAGUGAAAGAACAGGAUCUUGUUAUUAACUCGCAUCUGAAUAACGAAAUGGAAUCUGCCAGUCAGCAUGGCAUUGCUGGAACGGACUCUGGAAAAGAACAGGAUCUUCUUACUAACCUCCAGCUGAACACGGACGUGGAAUCAGCGAACCAGCAAGCUCAGCCUAACCCAGACUGGCGUUUCUCUCAGGCCCAGAGACCUGGAACCAGUGGCUCUCAGAAUGGAGAAGAAGGUGGAGCUUGGCCAAACAACCAGUUUGAUACGGAAAUGCUUCAAGCCAUGAUCUUGGCAUCAGCAAAUGAAGCAGCUGAUGGGAACUCUACUCUGGGAGGAGGAGCCGGCACUAUGGGCCUCAGCACCAGGUAUGGCCCUCAGUUCACACUGCAGCACGUCCCUGACUACAGGCAAAAUGUGUACAUCCCCGGCAGCACUGCCACCCUCUCCAACUCCUCAGGUAAACGAGAUGGGAAGAGCUCAGGCUCUUCAGGUGGAAACAAGAAGAAGUCUGGGAAGAAGGAGAAGAAGUAGAAUUGGCAGACCAUCAGCAGCUUAGACCUACAGGGCAGACCCCUCCAGCACUCCCCCAAAUCACAGCCUAGGAUAGAGGAUGAAUGUGAAUUUUGUGAUGAAAAAGCAGGAAACACUACGAAUGUAUGUCAUCAUCAGAGCUAGGAGUAGGGGCUCCUACUAUUAGUCCUCAUGAUGAAAAAUAAUUGGAAACGAAACAAAACAAAACAAAAAAAACAAGUGCCCUGUUAAUACUAACUCAUAUUUUAUACUAUCACUUGGGUAAUUUAAUGUGCAAUGAUGUAAAAUCUUUUAAACAUGUCUUUGGAUUUGGUUUGCUCCAGAAUGGUCCAAGAAAGCCAUGAGGCUUGUUCUUGGCUUUGCCCAGUGUAAAUAAUUGUAACAUGGAUUUUUUUUUAUUUAUAUACUUUAGAUCAUUUUCAAAAAGAAAAAGUUCCCCAAAUUAGAACCCAUGUUCCAGAUUUUGAUAUUUAACUUUCCAUUAGUGAAUCUGACCCUGAGGAACCUUGAAAUGGAUUCCUAGUUACGAAGUUGGUAGGGAGUGCUUCAGUUCCUGUUUACCUGUUGUCCUAAAAGAAAUAAGUGUUUACACUGCAUGAGCCGAUGGGAAUAAGGCUAAGAUGCAUUUUAAACAUUAAUUUUUUUUAAGUGUGACCAGUGAUGGCCUGAAAUAUGAAACAAAAAUCAUGAUGUCUGAGAGACAGGGAAUGCAUUCAAUCUGCAGUGGAAAAGAUCUAAGUGCAGAGCAUGCCACUAGCAUUAUUGAGCUAUACAAAACCUGUCCAUAUUGAUUUAGAGGCCUCUAAAGAACAAAUUCAUCUCCUCAAUUCUUUGCAGUAAAUAUUUAUAUGUACAGUUAAUGUUUUCCUGGAACUAAAGUUAAGAAAGUCUAAGUCCCCUGCUGUGAGAACAAGGAGCUGCAGCUCCUUAAAGCAAUGAAAGGCUUAGCUAAGCAAGGAAUGAUAUUAUCAGAGAAUAAACUCUGAUCUAUUUGUAUGGAAUAGAGACUGAAUGCUUCACAUUUCUGCACAUUGAACUGCAUGCAAAAUACUCACCUCACAUCUACAGUAGGACAGCUAACUCUACCAGAUCUAGGGAAGUCAUCAUUGCAUGCAUGUACAGCAUGGUGUAAAUACACUGUGAGAUAAGUGAGUCUCAGUGCCGGCCAAGCAGUGUCUCUCUGGGAGUGGGGUUCAGUAAUAAGUGGCACAAUGUGUUAUAAAGAGUCAUUGCUCUGGCCAAGAGCAGUGAUGAGAUUUGCACAUUCCAUGUCUAUGCAGAGCAGCCAAGGACAGCCUUUGUUCAUUAGCCUUCAGAACUGGAUACUCAGUAACUGACAGUUGAUUUGAUGGGACCAAGGGACCAUACUCACAAAUAAGGGACCCAAGAACUGGAGCUGAGCACAUGCCACUGACUGCAAAGCCAGUGGGCCUGAGAGCUGCUCUGGAGAUGCUCACAGGAGGGCCAAGGUCAGUCAGGUGACCAAGAGGAAGGAUACUGCCGGAACACACACUCAUUCCAGUCCAAACUGUAGCUGUACACAAGCAAUUAGAUGUGACUCAAAAUCCACUGGAUUUAGUCAGAAAUAUGGACAAGACUUUGCCUUGUUUUUGGUACCACUGGUAUUGGGAUUUUUACCACAUUGAUAGAAUAGGAUUGUCAGGAAGUAGGGUCUCUCCACUAUGUGCCCUUUGUAACUAUGUACUCUGCUCACUGUUGGUCCAGACACAGCAAAGAGAGAGCGUGCAGUGUGCCCUUAGCAUCAAGUCAGCUUGGCAUCGAGUCUCCACAAGCACCUAGUCAGUGAGGAAGGCUGUAUUGAACCCUUAAGCCCCUCUUUAGCUAGAGAAGGGAGAUGCCCUUUACACUGGGCCAGCUUCCUAUAUCAAAGUAAGUGGAACAGACCUGGGAAGGCAAAGGCAAAGAUACAGGGAUAGCUAUGCCAGGAUUGUUUUAAUUUCUAAUGAAUAACUCAUCUGAGAAGAUCCAGCCUUCUAUGAUCACUCAGAUUAAACUUUCUCCAAGCAGCCAGGGUGCUUGCCUGGCCUGACGCAGCACAGCGUCCGGCAGUAUUCACCAGAGCAUUGUGCACUAACUGAUGCCUCGUUAGCCAAUUGCUAUCUCCUUGUGUCUAGAGAAACAGGACUUGUCUAUGCGAAGAACUUGUCUGUGUAUGAUUUUUGUACUGAUCCCAGUCACCCUCUGCGGUGGCUGCACUAGAAACAGUUUACACAGUUAGUAAGGCUUAUACAGACUAAUGUAGUUAUUAUGUGACCCUUCUAGAAGUACUGUAGAUGAAUUGUAGUGUUUAUAUUUCCUUUUAAUCAGCAAUCUGAGUUAGUGUAGAGAGUGUUUUGUACUAGUGGUGUGUUACUUUUAUCUCAGUAAAUAACUUGUGGACAUCAGUAUUUUCAAUUUCUCUUUAUCUUCUUUCUGUGUGAUCUGUGCUCUAAGUGUAUGUGAAAUGAAACACACUCGUCCUUUCAAUGUGUCUAAUAUUGAAUUAUACUUAUAUAUUAUAUAAAUGCUUAUAUCCUCUUAUAUCCAUAUAGACCAAUGUUCAAUGUGCUACACGCAAGUUUUAUACUCUAAUAUUUAUAUUGCUUUUUUUCUUUGGGAAAAAAUAAUAAAAUGGUUUCUUCUGAA